Molecule: messenger RNA, 465 nt
Organism: Zygotorulaspora mrakii
Lineage: Eukaryota; Fungi; Ascomycota; Saccharomycetes; Saccharomycetales; Saccharomycetaceae
Exons: 1
Coding region: 1-465 (154 amino acids)
Source: RefSeq, a predicted model, not a curated record
AUGAAUCAUCAAGCUCUGAGUUUUAUAGGAUUGUUUUUCAUUGUCACCAGGUUGAUGGCAUUUGAAUUGCUCCUGGACAAAAAUUCAGAAAUACUGCAAACCAUGAAAGAGCUAGACGCCUAUUAUGAGAAGCAGGCCUGGGAUGAAGAAAAUGUGACACAGUAUUUGAACGAGCUCCUUGAAAAACACGGACCGGCAGUUCAGAAAAAAUUGGAAAUCUCUAUUAAACAAGAUGUUAGUGACUUUUCGAUCGCGCAACAGGAAUCACUUCAGCCGCAGUUGGAACACAGGUGGAUCGUGGGCGAACCAAGUUUGAAGAAAUUGGAUAAGCCGCUUUUUGAGUCGAUGGUGACGAAAAUAAAGCAGAUAUGGCCAGCUUCAUCCUCCCAGCUCCUUGAUGGAUGGGAAUUUCAAGACUUGGGCAUAUAUUUUUUGUCCAUCAACAAUACAAACAUUUUUGAUUAA